Messenger RNA from Coregonus sp. 'balchen', 29441 nucleotides. Lineage: Eukaryota; Metazoa; Chordata; Actinopteri; Salmoniformes; Salmonidae. The record is from the annotation of a GenBank genome assembly.
GUCUGCUCUUACGAAACAAAAAGAAAACAACACGCUUGUAUGUGUGUACGUUUCUGCUGUUGUUUGAAUGGAUACAUAUCAAGAAACCCUCAGUUUAACAGGAUUUUAACUGUGAGAUAAACGUUCACAAUAACCUGUAUGCAUCGCAGGUAAGUCAUUUCUUGCGAUUGUCAUUGAAUUAUUUCAUCGCUGACUUCAAAUUGUGCCUUGGUCUGCAUGAUAACAUCCUGUUUUAUGUUGCUUGUAUUAUCAGAAAUGUAUUGAAGAUGAAAAAGUAUGAUUGUUGAACUGAGUGAUAUUUAUUUAGUAAUUGACCUCCAAUGCCUCCCUCUAUCCAGUUUGUUGCUCAUUCCAGCAUCCAAGCACAUUUGGAAGUUUGUGACACUCGAGAGCCAAAGACACUGCUACUACUCCUCCUUGACCAAAUUAGUAGGCCUAAGCAGCAUUAAUAAUCGAACCACAAUGCCAGCAAAAAAACGCAAGGCGACCUUUGCCAAAAUGGACAACGCCAAACAGCAGAAGCUGCAGGCUGUAAAAGAGGGUGAGAGGGAGAGAGAAAAAGGUUGGCUGCAGGGUGUGGUGGCUGAGCAACGGAAGGAGAAACAGGACUUGAAAUUCAACAAGAAGCGCCUCCGUUUUCUGUCCCAAACCCAGAAGAUAAAGCAAGGUUCAGAGGGAGUAGUCUACUGGAUGAACCGGGAUCACAGGGUCCAAGGUGACAAAAUCUCCAGUAUAUAUACUACCAAUAACACGAUGGCCGAUAGAAAGUGCAUUGAAUGUAGCUAUAGGCUCAGCAGUGUGCAAAGGCUAACUGUGCUGUUCUGGCCUGGUUAUCCAUCCACCAUAGUUGCUUGGACAAUGGGAAAAGGACAAUGGGAAAAUAAACUAUUCAAGCCAGUACAGUAUAGUUUGGAUUGGCAUUGUAGUGUGAAAGGUUUUUGGGGAUUAUUUUCAGUAUUUGCAGUCAUAUUCACCAGUAACAGAUUGUUUGCUUCUCUCUUUGACUCUUACUGUAGAUAACUGGGCGUUGAUCCAUGCCCAGCAGCUUGCCCUCGAAGAGAAGCUGCCCCUGCACAUCUGUGUCUGUUUGGUGAUACCACAAGACUCUGAGUUGGCCACCAUCCGCCAUUUUGGCUUCAUGCUGAGGGGACUGGAGGAAGUUGCUAAGGUAGAGAGACUCCCCCCCCCCCCCCCAUCUUUGUAUGGGGUGAAAAUGACUUGUGUGUGAGGCAUUAGGGUUAGCAGUGUGGUUAGGUUUAAAAUCAGAUUUUAUGGACUUUGGCUGUGCCAGCUAGUGACCACUGCAGAGCUUCCUCCAGAACAAGGUUCAUGAUGAAAAACGACAAUCUGCAUCUAGGGACGGGCUCAAACUGUUUACCCAACCAGAACUUAGAGAGACUAUGAGAUGGAGAUGGCCCAACCAGUGCAAUAACUGAUUGGGCCAAUCAGUGCCAAAACAACUAGUAUCCUAAAACAAGUGUAAAAACCACACUAGAAAAGACAGGCGACCGACCUUGACUUAAGUUCUAUUCAUUUUACAUUUAUAGUGAAUCAACGAACACAAACCUGAAGAAUUUGUAUGCAAAUCUGUUUGUUGAUUCACAGGAAAUAAAAAAAUACAUUGAACCAAAGUCAAGGUCGGGUGCUUGUCUUUUCUAGUGUGCGGUUUUUUGUCUUGAUAUCCGGCCCGGGUGGCCCUGGCCUCCUCCUACAUUCCCCCCUACGAUCGUUACACUCUGUCUCACGAGUUCAUGAGGCCUCUGAGAAUUCUGUGUCCUGUGUGAUCUGAUGCAAGUGGACUUCAGACCUUUUUAAGUUAGCAAUUAAGCAGGUUACUCAUGUUAUGAUUGUAACCAAAUGUAUGUGAGGAUAUGACAUCUGGGUCGUCGGCUUGGCAUCCUCCACAGUUCUUACACUUGUUUAUGGCCCAAUCAGUCGACGAGGGAGAUUCUCAAUUGGCCAAAAAUUCUGUCCUCUCCUCAACUCCAUCCUCCUCUCUUCCGUGACCCGGAAACCUAUACGUGGUUGCCAUAUGUAGGAGAGUGUCAGUUCGUUAAUAGGUGAAGGGAGGAGUUUGCUCCUCUCCUCGGUUGCCGCCUCCAGUGUAGGAUGCUCAGGUGUAUCCUACCUCGGAAGAGUUUUGAAAUGCGCCACACCCCCUUCGAAACAGCUGUAUUUUCUCGGAUGAGAAAAGCAUGCAGGCAUUUAAAAACGAUACACUACUUAGGGUAAACGUCCCUAUUAAGCCCACGUACCAUAUAAGCCCACUUGCAACUUCUGAGUAAAAUAAAAAUACAUCAGCAUUUUUUGCUGUGUGACGUUUCUUCCAAUUAAGCUGCUUGUUACGUAAAUGUCACUUAUUAUUGUAAGCCAGUAAGAUUUGUCAAUAUUGAGUUAUCAAAGCAUAUGUGUGUAGAUCUCCUGAGUGGCGCAGUGGUCUAAGGCACUGCAUCGCAGUGCAAACUGUGCCACUAGAGAUCCUGGUUCGAAUCCAGGCUCUGUCGCAGCCGGCCGCGACCGGGAGACUCAUGGGCGGCGCACAAUUGGCCCAGCGUCGUCCAGGGUAGGGGAGGGAAUGGCCGGCAGGGAUGUAGCUCAGUUGAUAGAGCAUGGCGUUUGCAACGCCAGGGUUGUGGGUUCGAUUCCCAGGGGGGGCCAGUAUAAAAAAAAAGAUGUAUUCACUAACUGUAAGUCGCUCUGGAUAAGAGCGUCUGCUAAAUGACUAAAAUGUAAAAUGUAAAUGUAAAUGCCUGCUGAUCCUAGAAGAAGUUGCAAAAAAACGUUGGUGAUUUUGGUACCCUCAGAAGAUAACAACAUGUUUUGCAUAUUUCUACUCCUGUUUUUGGUAAGUACUCAUUUAAGUGAUUAGUGUUUUGAAUAAGACAUAUGUUAGAAUAUUACUUGAAUUAUAAAUAUUGUUUCUUUUUAAAUCAAAAUAUGAGUUUUAGCAUGCUAGCAAACAGACCACAUGCUGCAUCAGUACAGUAGCUGCAUAGGAUGGUUCAUUGCAAUGACAUAAAGCAUGAUAAGCAGGUAUAGUUAACAUUUUUGUAUGCAGUUUAUAUUAUUAUACUGUUAAAUAGACUAAAAGUGUAUGUCUAUCUUUUAUAAAAAAAAUUAUUAACAUUUUUACCUGGUGGGCUUAAAGGGGACGCUAGGAAAAAUAUCACACUGUCUGGGGUGGAUGUAAAUGAGUGUAGCUAAUUACUUCUCUGCAUUAUAAAUGUAUACUUUUCAUGUUAUGUUAGUGCACCAUAUAUAGGGUUAUUUCAUAUAGUUGUUUUUUUAAUGUCAUGUGCGUAGAAUAAAAUAUUCUGUUUUUUAACCAUAAAUUCACUGAUGUUCCCAUUAAGCCCACCUGCUUCCAUUAAGCCCACUUGACUGUGUUUCAAUGGGGAUUUUCUUCCUUUUGACCUUUUAACCAUUUUCCUCCCUAAUUUUGACCUCACCUGAUAAAUCAGCUCCAUAAUUCAGAUUAUUCAUAUCCAUAUUUAAAUAUCUGUCAUAUUGCAUAGGUCAAUUCAUUCUGGAUAGGCCUAUAUUCUAUCCUAACAAUAACAAUACAUUUUGUUUCUUCUCUGGCAGAAACUAUGACAAGCAACGAUACUCCUCUGGGACCCCAUGUGAUCGCUCUGUCUCCACCUGCACAACCUCGCCGAGCCAGGAAAACAGCACUAAACUUUCCAGUGGGACCCCGUGCCACCUCUAUAUCUCCACCUGCACAACCACGCCCAUGCGCAACAUCUGUGGGCGAAGAAUCCAUGUCCCAGAUUAUCCUCAGUGUAGAAACUCUUGCUGGGUACAACAUUCUCAACAUCACCAAUAUUGAGGAUUGCAAUGCUUGCAAAUGAUGAAAUGUCACAACCCCAGCCAUCAACGUCUGCAUCCUCUGCAACUUCAAGCCCUUCACCCUCAUCAGGCAUUGGCAUCAAAGAUGUCUUCCUGCAACGCAUCAUGUCAACCAAGAAGAGCAAUCCUGCCAAAAGACAGAAUCAACACUCUAAAAUAUGGAGCGUCUCUAACAUCUGAACAAGCCUUGUUGCGGCUAGGGGAAAGUGGAAAAAAGAAGGCAGCAAAAAAUAAACAACCUAAGGAUGGCAAGAGCAAGAAGGCUCCUCUGGAGAAGGCAAACGCAUCGGAGGCAACGAGGCAGUGAGCAAAGAGGAAAAUGAGAAUACAGAAACCUGUACCACAACCUUCCCAGUGGAGAGGGACGUGUACUAUGCUGUCAUGUUCACCAAACCAGCGGCAUAUUACAUCGCACCAUCACUUAACGAGUCAGUACCCGAGGGUGAACGGUAUGUGAUGAAGUUCCUAGACAGAGGGCCAAACAACACAUUCUUCCUCCCAUCCAGGGACAAGAUUGAGGAUGUAGAGCUCCAGUUCAUCCUCUGCAAAGCAGAGCUGGAGGGACCUGGACCAUUCUAUUUGCGCAAUCAUGAGGUCAUUGAAAAUCUGUACAAAAACAAGAUGAAAGCCUUCAAAGACUUGUUAGCGUAAGACUGGCAAGCAAAGAACCACCAUGUGGGCAAAAGAUUGAAACAAACAAACAAAAUAAAGCUUAGACCACCCUAUAACCUGUUAUGUUACUCUAAAAUAACGAUAAAAUCACAUCAAAGAGCAUAGGCCUACGUUUAGCCUAGGAGAAAGUAGAAAUUGCAGAAAUGUUUCUUGUUUAUUUUGCUUAAGUUAUAGGCUAAUGAUACAUGAGCUUCCAGAUGUUAUGACUGAUGUCUCCUCACAAUGAACUGUAUGUUGUAAUGUUACUCCACAAUGUACUGAAUGGUUUUAAAAUGUGUUUUUACAAUGUUUUCAAACUACUAGCCUAAAUGUGAUUUAACAUUUGAAAAUCAGUUAAAGUUAUUGUUUAAAUGUAAAUCCUGAAAUUGACUCAUUUACUAUCCUUAGGACAUUAGUAUUGAACCUGCAAACUGUUUUUCUUUUAGUCAGUCGGUCUUCAGAAAUCUUCAUAAAAACAUCUGACAUUUUGGCCAAUUUCAAAUGCCAACAGCACACCAUCGGAUAGAGAUGCAGACUAAAUGACAACACAUAUUGAAAGAUGAAGUAUUGAAGAGUAAUUUCCACUAUAGUUUUGAUUUCUUUCAUAAAUAGGUUUUUAGCUACAUUCCAAAGAAGACAUGUUGUAAGUUUAGCUUUUUCUGCGUUGACAACACAGCAAAAAGGCUGGUCACGCCUAUUUCAAAAGCCAUUUACAGGCCAUAGGAUAGGAGUGGAGACAAAAGGAAAAUAGCUAUUGAGAGCUAAGAUAUUACAGAUUUGAAUAGAAGAAGUUUGUAUUGUUAAGAUUUUUUAAAUAUAUAUAUUUAUUUAUCAACAAAUCUGAAGUGGGCUUAUUUGCAACACCCAUGGGCUUAAAGGUUACAUUAGGUACCCAUUAAGCCCAUGCCAGACUUUCAACAUAUUUUGACAAAUUAAACAGUAAAAACAUUUAGAAAUUGGUAUAAAUGAAAUAUUGACACUUCAAAUGAGAGAUUAUACUUUCAUUUUAACUAAAAUGUUCUCACUUAAAUUGGGGCAGUAUGUAUAAAAAAUGUCUGAAAAGUGGAUUUGGUGGGCUUAAUAGGGAGGUUUACCCUAUCCUUUAAUCUAUAAAAUGUCUAGCAGAACUGUUAACAGUAAUUUUUUUAACCACUUUUACACAUUAAUUUUGAGAUUCCACCUCUGUAAAUGUAAUUUGCCUGAUGGAGCGAUAGAGGAGGACAGUCUCAUUUCUUACAAGCGCAUUUCCACGUUUCCUCUCCUCCUCAUCGAGUGGACGCAAGGGGGCGAGAGGAAUCGAGGAAAUCCAAUUGAGAUUCUCCUCUAUACCUGCUUCCUGCUUGUCCCACGCGCUUAUCUGUCCCCAUUUUCACAGGACUGCAGUGCGCUGGAUAUUCAGUUCCACCUGCUCCAGGGCUCCGCUGGAGAACUGCUGCCGGGUUUUGUGCGGGACUGGAUUUUGGGGGCAGUGGUGACCGACUUCUCCCCUCUAAGGACGCCGCUGCAGUGGGUGGAGGAGGUCAAAAAUGCUCUUCCAUCGGAUAUCCCCUUCAUACAAGUAUGCAGAUCAGUCCCUUCAGGAUUUCGCAGCGGUUUUGUUUUGUGAUAGUUGCGAGCAAAAAUGCUUUAUUUUGCUGCUGCAAUUCUGACAUUUUGCAUGGCAAUUUGCAAUGAUUUUUGUCCAAUUUAUCACGAAAAUGCGCAGACAGUUUGUUGUGGCUUGAUUGAAUCAUUAUGCGGUAAAAGUUGGGUGAAAGUCGCACCUAGACCCAGAAAUGCAUUUCUUUUUCUGGGUCAGUGUCAUUGAGAGACGGUGCUUCUUGAAUAUCAUUGUGCAAAAGAUUUGUGUCAGAAGGUUCGUGUCCCGGAUUGGGUAGACAGGGAUGGAACUCACUCUGCCAUACCAACACUGAACACCUAUUGAAUUCCUGUUUAGCUUUCUUCAAUUUCUCAGGCUUUGUUUACAAAGGAUUUCAAGUCUGUCACCCAUCACGUCUUCCCAUCACUACCGCAGGUGGAUGCCCAUAACGUGGUGCCCUGCUGGGUGGCAUCAGACAAGCUGGAGUAUGCUGCCAGGACGAUCCGUACCAAGAUCACCAAGCUUCUGCCCGAGUUCCUCACAGAGAUGCCUUUAGUGGACAAACAUCCGCACCCUGCUGUCCGAACCGCCAAGGUAAGAGGUUGUUUAUAGAAGGUGGGUAUAAAUGGUAUUUGUAUAGAGACAAUCCACUAAACUCUCUCUGGGUUGGGUAAUAUCUUGCCUGAUCAGAAAACAACCCAUAGCCCCCAGAAUGCACAGGACAGGUGUAAGCAAUAGGGUGAUGACUUUGCAAAGCCUUCCAAUGGAGCUUCUGCUGUAUUGCUUACACCUAUCAAGUCCCUCCAGACCUGAAACACCAAAGUGGAAGUAAGUUUGAUGUUGUUUUUAGAGGGGACAUAAGUUCUUCCUCAUUUCUUUCCCAUCAUAUUUCCUCCUGUCUUGGUGUAGGCCUACCCACAACCACUCAUGGAUAUUUAUCUUUCCACAACCUUUUCAUUGAAUAAAAUCAAGCUCUCUUCUCCCAGCCAGUAGACUGGGCAGAGGUAUUGUCCUCUCUGGAGGUGGACAGGACGGUAGAGGAGGUGGAUUGGGCCAAAUCUGGCACUGCAGCAGGCAUAGCCAUGUUGGAGUCUUUCAUCGACCUGCGCCUCAAGAACUUUGCCACUCAGAGGAACAACCCCAAUUCUUCUGCUGUUAGUCAGCUCUCGCCGUGGAUCCGCUUCGGUCAGUUGAGGAAGCAACUUAUUGGAAUUUCUGUCAACACAAACUCUAGUGUUAUUUCAGCCUGUAAACACACACCCUAUGACCCUGCAAUACACACCUGUCAGCUCUCCCCUUUCUAAAUGUUUUAUGAAAUUCAACAUGCCAACUCAAAACCUAGUGUUCACCUAAUGCCAGCCUACAAACACACCCUAUGACCUUACACACCUAGCACUCACUGUGUGAAGUCCCACUCCCACCCACGCAGUGUUAGACUGCAGCCCACCAAAAAGAAACACAGGCUUUGCACUCCUGCUCGUAUCCAAUGUUAUAUGUAUGCAAAUGUUUCUCAAACUUAUUUCUGAAGCUCAAGGUGGACUUUGGGGUAAAUAAUUUUUCUAUGUCAUGUUUUCCUCCACUGGCUGUCUCUCCUCCUCCCCCUCCUGCUCUCCCUCUCUCUCUCUCUCUCUCUCCCUACCUCUCGCCCUCCCUACCUCUCUCUCUCCCUCUCUCUCUCUCCCCUCUCUCUCUCUCUCUCUCUCUCUCCCUUCCUACCCCUCCUCUCCUCCCUCCCUCCUCUCUCUCCUCCCUCUCUCCUCUCUCUCUCCCUACCCUCUCUCCCUACCCUGCCCUCCUCUCUCUCCCUCCCUCCCUGCCCUCUCUCUCUCCAUCCCUACCUCUCUCUCUCCAUCCCUACUCUCUCUCUCCAUCCCUACCUCUCUCUCUCUCUCUCUCCAUCCCUACCUCUCUCUCUCUCUCUCCAUCCCUACCUCUCUCCAUUUCUCCCUACGUCUCUCCAGGUCACUUGUCUGCCCAGCGCGUGGUGCUGCAGGUCAAGCGCAGUGGGAAGAGUGCCGCCGAGUCAGUUUCCUCCUUCACAGAAGAACUGGUGGUGCGCAGAGAGUUGACUGAUAAUUCUGUUUCUACAACCCCAACUAUGACAGCGUGAAGGGUGAGUGAGGAGGACUGAGUUCUCUUGAGUUUAGACAUGAUCUGCAUCCCAAAUGGCACCCUAUUCCCUAUGUAGUGCACUACUUUUGACCAGAGCCCUAAACAAAUACCUGAUUAGAAUGGCGCUGCAAUAGAUAGCUGCAAUUUUACAGGAUCAUGACCAAUUCUGCUGUUUUGUGUUUUAAGUGCUGAGCAUACGUUUUUGUACAUAAUGUUUCCGUAAUCGUUUCCUAUGACCGAAGAGAGCUUCUGGACAUCAGAACAGCGAUCACUAACCUCGAUUUGGAUGAAGAUUUCUACUUCAACGAAUCGGCGGAACAGGACAUACUGCUCACCCUGGACCAGGCCCUAAUCCCAGAGACUCGGAAAAGGAAGAGACGGCGUAAGAGAGUCCUACGUGCAAUAGUCCCCCUUUACCCUCUGUUCUAUUGGCGAACAUACAAUCACUGGAGAACAAAUUGGACUAACUCCUAUCAACGGGACCUGAAGAACUGUAAUAUCCUAUGUUUCUCGGAGUCAGUCGUGGCUGAACAAACAAGGACAUGGAUAAUAUAUCUAGCUGGUUUUUCUACAGUGAGGGGGAAAAAAGUAUUUUAUUCUCUACUGAUUUUGUACGUUUGCCCACUGACAAAGACAUGAUCAGUCUAUAAUUUUUAUGGUAGGUUUAUUUGAACAGUGAGAGACAGAAUAACAACAAACAAAUCCAGAAAAACGCAUGUCAAAAAUGUUAUAAAUUGAUUUGCAUUUUAAUGAGGGAAAUAAGUAUUUGACCCCUCUGCAAAACAUGACUUAGUACUUGGUGGCAAAACCCUUGUUGGCAAUCACAGAGGUCAGAUUUUCUAUGGGAUUAAGGUCUGGAGACUGGCUAGGCCACUCCAGGACCUUAAUGUGCUACUUCUUGUGCCACUUCUUUGUUGCCUUGGCCGUGUGUUUUGGGUCAUUGUCAUGCUGGAAUACCCAUCCACGACCCAUUUUCAAUGCCCUGGCUGAGGGAAGAUCUCACCCAAGAUUUGACAGUACAUGGCCCCGUCCAUCCUCCCUUUGAUGCGGUGAAGUUGUCCUGUCCCCUUAGCAGAAAAACACCCCCAAAGCAUAAUGUUUCCACCUCCAUGUUUGACGGUGGGGAUGGUGUUCUUGGGGUCAUAGGCAGCAUUCCUCCUCCUCCAAACACGGCGAGUUGAGUUGAUGCCAAAGAGCUCGAUUUUGGUCUCAUCUGACCACAACACUUUCACCCAGUUCUCCUCUGAAUCAUUCAGAUGUUCAUAGGCAAACUACAGACGGCCCUGUAUAUAUGUUUUCUUGAGCAGGGGGACCUUGCGGGCGCUGCAGGAUUUCAGUCCUUCACGGCGUAGUGUGUUACCAAUUGUUUUCUUGGUGACUAUGGUCCCAGCUGCCUUGAGAUCAUUGACAAGAUCCUCCUGUGUAGUUCUGGGCUGAUUCCUCACCGUUCUCAUGAUCAUUGCAACUCCACAAGGUGAGAUCUUGCAUGGAGCCCCAGGCCGAGGGAGAUUGACAGUCCUUUUGUGUUUCUUCCAUUUGCGAAUAAUCGCACCAACUGUUGUCACCUUCUCACCAAGCUGCUUGGCGAUGGUCUUGUAGCCCAUUCCAGCCUUGUGUAGGUCUACAAUCUUGUCCCUGACAUCCUUGGAGAGCUCUUUGGUCUUGGCCAUGGUGGAGAGUUUGGAAUCUGAUUGAUUGAUUCUGUGGACAGGUGUCUUUUUAUACAGGUAACAAACUGAGAUUAGGAGCACUCCCUUUAAGAGUGUGCUCCUAAUCUCAGCUCGUUACCUGUAUAAAAGACACCUGGGAGCCAGAAAUCUUUCUGACUGAGAGGGGGUGAAUUACUUAUUUCCCUCAUUAAAAUGCAAAUCAAUUUAUAACAUUUUUUACAUGUGUUUUUCUGGAUUUUUUUGUUGUUAUUCUGUCUCUCACUGUUCAAAUAAACCUACCAUUUAAAAUUAUAGACUGAUCAUUUCUUUUGUCAGUGGGCAAAUGUACAAAAUCAGCAGGGGAUCAAAUACUUUUUUACCUCACUGUAUGCAUCUGCAGGAUCGAACGGAAGACUCGAGUAAAGCUCAAGGGAGAGGUGUGUUUCUCUUUAACAACAGCUGGUGCCCGAGCUAGAAUACCUCAUGAUAAGCUGUAGACCAAAUAUCAAACCACUAUCUACUAAGAGAGUUUUCAUAUAUAUUAUUCGUAGCCGUCUAUUUACCACUACAAAUCGAUGCUGGCACUAAGACCACAUUCAACGAGGUGUGUUGGCCAUAAGCAAACAAGAAAAUGCUCAUCCAGAGGCGGCGCUCCUAAUGGUCGGUGAUUUUAAUGCAGGGAAACAGAUCCGUUCUACCUCACUUCUACCAGCAUGUCACCUGUGCAACUAGAGGAGACAACUCUAGAUCACCUUUACUCCGUACACAGAAAGGCAUACAAAGCUCUCCCUCGCCCUCCGUUUGGGAACUCUGACCAUAACUCUAUCCUCCUGAUUCCUGCUUACAAGCAAAAACUCAAACAGGAAGUACCAGUGACUCGCUCAAUACGGAAGUGGUCCGAUGAAGCGGAUGCUAAGCUACAGGACGUUGGCUAGCACAGACUGGAAUAUGUUCCGGGAUUCAUCCGUUGGCAUUGAGGGGUAUACCACAUCAGUCACCGGCUUCAUUAACAAGUGCAUCGACGACGUCGUUCCCAUAGUGACCGUAUGUAUUUGUAUUUAUUUAUUAUGGAUUCCCAUUAGCUGCUGCCAAGGCAUCAGCUACUCUUCCUGGGGUCCAGCAAAAUUAAGGCAGUUAUACAAUUUUAAAAACAUUACAAUACAUUCAUAACAGAUUUCAAAACACAUUAAGUGUGUGCCCUCAGGCCCCUACCAUACAGUGGGGAUAAAAAGUAUUUAGUCAGCCACCAAUUGUGCAAGUUCUCCCUCUUCAAAAGAUGAGAGAGGCCUGUAAUUUUCAUCAUAGGUACACGUCAACUAUGACAGACAAAUUGAGGGGAAAAAAUCCAGAAAAUCACAUUGUAGGAUUUUUAAUGAAUUUAUUUGCAAAUUAUGGUGGAAAAUAAGUAUUUGGUCACCUACAAACAAGCAAGAUUUCUGGCUCUCACAGACCUGUAACUUCUUCUUUAAGAGGCUCCUCUGUCCUCCACUCAUUACCUGUAUUAAUGGCACCUGUUUGAACUUGUUAUCAGUAUAAAAGACACCUGUCCACAACCUCAAACAGUCACACUCCAAACUCCACUAUGGCCAAGACCAAAGAGCUGUCAAAGGACACCAGAAACAAAAUUGUAUACCUGCACCAGGCUGGGAAGACUGAAUCUGCAAUAGGUAAGCAGCUUGGUUUGAAGAAAUCAACUGUGGGAGCAAUUAUUAGGAAAUGGAAGACAUACAAGACCACUGAUAAUCUCCCUCGAUCUGGGGCUCCAUGCAAGAUCUCACCCCGUGGGGUCAAAAUGAUCACAAGAACGGUGAGCAAAAAUCCCAGAACCACACGGGGGGACCUAGUGAAUGACCUGCAGAGAGCUGGGACCAAAGUAACAAAGCCUACCAUCAGUAACACACUACGCCGCCAGGGACUCAAAUCCUGCACUGCCAGACGUGUCCCCCUGCUUAAGCCAGUACAUGUCCAGGCCCGUCUGAAGUUUGCUAGAGUGCAUUUGGAUGAACCAGAAGAGGAUUGGGAGAAUGUCAUAUGGUCAGAUGAAACCAAAAUAGAACUUUUUGGUAAAAACUCAACUUGUCGUGUUUGGAGGACAAAGAAUGCUGAGUUGCAUCCAAAGAACACCAUACCUACUGUGAAGCAUGGGGGUGGAAACAUCAUGCUUUGGGGCUGUUUUUCUGCAAAGGGACCAGGACGACUGAUCCGUGUAAAGGAAAGAAUGAAUGGGGCCAUGUAUCGUGAGAUUUUGAGUGAAAACCUCCUUCCAUCAGCAAGGGCAUUGAAGAUGAAACGUGGCUGGGUCUUUCAGCAUGACAAUGAUCCCAAACACACCGCCCGGGCAACGAAGGAGUGGCUUCGUAAGAAGCAUUUCAAGGUCCUGGAGUGGCCUAGCCAGUCUCCAGAUCUCAACCCCAUAGAAAAUCUUUGGAGGGAGUUGAAAGUCUGUGUUGCCCAGCGACAGCCCCAAAACAUCACUGCUCUAGAGGAGAUCUGCAUGGAGGAAUGGGCCAAAAUACCAGCAACAGUGUGUGAAAACCUUGUGAAGACUUACAGAAAACAUUUGACCUGUGUCAUUGCCAACAAAGGGUAUAUAACAAAGUAUUGAGAAACUUUUGUUAUUGACCAAAUACUUAUUUUCCACCAUAAUUUGCAAACAAAUUCAUUAAAAAUCCUACAAUGUGAUUUUCUGGAUUUUUUUCCCCUCAUUUUGUCUGUCAUAGUUGACGUGUACCUAUGAUGACAAUUACAGGCCUCUCUCAUCUUUUUAAGUGGGAGAACUUGCACAAUUGGUGGCUGACUAAAUAAUUUUUUUCCCCACUGUACAACACAAAAUCCAUGUGUACGUGUGUGUAUAGUGCAUAUGUUAUCGUGUGUAUGCAUGUGCCUUCGGAAAGUGUUCAGACCCUUUCAUUUUUCCACAUUUUGUUACGUUACAGCCUUAUUCUAAAAUGGAUUAAAUAAAUACAAAUCCUCAUCAAUCUACACACAAUACCCCAUAAUUACAAAGUGAAAACAGGUUUUUAGACAUUUUUGCAAAUGUAUUAACACAACAGAAAUACCUUAUUUACAUAAGUAUUCUCUGAAAAGAUUUGGCAUGGGUCCUCAGAUCCUCAAAAGUCCUACAGCUGCACCAUUGAGAGCAUCUUGACUGGCUGCAUCACUGCUUUGUAUGGCAACUGUUUGGCAUCCGACUGCAAGGCGCUACAGAGGGCCGAGCUCCCUGCCACCCAGGACCUCUAUACCAGGCGGUGUCAGAGGAAGGCCCUAAAAAUUGUCAAGACUCCAGCCACCCUAGUCAUAGACUGUUCUCUCUGCUACCGCAUGGCAAGUGGUACCGAUGCACCAAGUCUGGAACCAACAGGAUCCUGAACAGCUUCUACCCCCAAGCCAUAAGGCUUCUAAAUAGUUAGUCCGGGUAGCUAUUUGGUGAACUAUUUAUCUGUCUGCAUUGACCCUUUAUGCACUAACUUAUUUGACUCAUCACAUUCACUGCUGCUAUUGUUUAUCUAUCCUGUUGCCUAGUCAAUUUAUUCCUAGUUAUAUGUACAUAUCUACCUCAAUUACCUUGUACCCCUGCACAAAGAUUCGGUACCGGUACCCUGUGUAUAAAGCCACGUUAUCGUUACUCAUUGUUUAUUUAUUAUUACUUUUAUUACUUUUAUUUCUCUAUUUUCUUUCUCUCUACAUUAUUGGGAAGGGCCCGUAAGUAAGCAUUUCAAAUAACAAAUAACAUUUGAUUUUAUUAGUAUUAUAUGGUAGAUUAUGUGCAGGCACUUGGACAAUGCAACAAUUUAAGAAAGUCCAUUGUGACAUUUUUAAUGGGGAAGGGAUGAUUCCGUUCUGUUUUGCUAAAUUAAAAUGAAUUAUCCUUGUAUUUGAUCUAGGUGCGAAUGACUGGGCCCAGAAAACGUUGAAGGAUCACGCCAAAGACAUCAGGCCGUACGUCUAUACCCGCAAGCAGCUGGAGAAAGCCCAGACCCACGACAAGCUCUGGAACGCAGCCCAGGUAUCGUUUACAGAACUGACCUCCCAUAGACUAUCAACAUGCAAACCAGCCAAUUCAGCAAUUCUCAGAACAACAAGAAGAUUUGUAUUUAUUUCUUAACAUAAAUCAUGUAAUGAAAUAUGCCAUUUAGCAGACACUUUUAUCCAUAGCAACUUAAAUAAAGUGAACUAUCACUGUCGGGCUGACCCCAAUUUAUGAUUGUUUGGUCGAUAGGCUGUUGGUCGACCGAGAUGUCUUUAGUUGAGCAGUAGCAAUAAAAAUAAAUCAUGGUGUACAAGACACCUGUCUUGAUUCGCGCUUGUCUGAGUGGACUAAUCCAUUGUGGAGGCCGUGGGGAUGGCACAGUCCAUCACGCUAAGACAUUCACUACUGAAAUUGUAUAUGGUUAUAUUACAUAAGAACAAUGGCGCAACACUAAUAAAAAUAUCAUUUGAUAACAAAUGUGCUUUCUCCCACGUUUGGAUAGCGGUCGCUGGCCGCCGUUCUGAAACAUCAAUGCACUGUUAAAUUGGCGCCUUUUCCUAGACCAUGUUGCAAUGUGCGAUAAUAGCAAAGGUACUGUGGUGGCCGAACAACGAUGCUGAUAUGCUGUGUUGACAAGGAAUCCGCUGACACUGUACUUUGAUAAUAAAGGUUUAUUAUAUCAAAAGAUUUCAGCGUCAAUUUACAGAUUUCUGCAGAAUCUGGAGAACAACUAACCCAAUCUCAAAUAUGAUUAUUCUCUCCGUCCUUUGUUCAAAAGUUGGUAUAUAUCCUAUGUAACAUAAGAUGGGUGUUUUUGGAUAGACCAAUCCCUGGCCUCCACAUAUCCAAGUGUCCUCUAUUUCAGGGGGCCCCUAUAGUAAUGCUUUCCAGAUGUUUCAGCAAGGCAGAAUAAAAUUCCUCUAACACACCAUUUGCAAACGUCAGCCAAAAUUAUAAACUGUUCAGAUACUACAUAUUUCCCCCCUUCGAGACUCGAAAACAAAAAUAAUAGGAUUAUGACAAAUAACAAUUUUUAUUACAUCAGGCUUCUUGAGUAACUUUAGCAAUAAAACAAAAUUUAUGGAGAGUAAACAAAUUUUUAUGUAGACAAAUUUUCAUGGAGUGUAAACUAAUUUUUAUGGAGUGUGAGAGCGAAAAAAACCUGUCUGGCAGCUUUCAUUCCAAAUAUCCAUCAAUCAAUCAAGACAGGAAAAUUCUCUCACGGCCCCUCUGCCCCAGGCGACCACCUAAGUACUCCAGAUUAAUUUAUACAUUUUUAUCAAUGCAUUUUAAGCUAUGAUGCAAUUGAAUACACAUGAAAACCUCAGAAAACAAAAUACAAUCAAAAAUGUCCACAUUCUCUCUGUCCCUGCCUAGACCCAAUAUCCCUAAGCAUCCACGAAAAAAACAAAAACAUCUGAGGUCCCCACAUGUACCCAACAACAGAAAACAACAUGAUUCUUCAAAAAAAUUAUACAGAAAGAAUAUGACACAAAUUAUGUAUUACACAUGCAGACACUGAAAUGUAGUCCACUACACUGCAUCUCCUCAGCAGUGUCGACUUUCAAUGUAACGUCGAUGAUGGAAUCUGAACAUUUCCACAUCUUCCUUGUUCAACUUCCUCCAGUCCAUUCAUAUUGUCCAUGUUUGAGUAUUUGAAUCCCACUAUACACAUUCCCCCAUAUGCUUCUGGAAGAAAAGAAAACACCAACCAGUAUCUUUUGCAAAGCAACACAUGCAAAUUAAAACAUCAAUAUCAAAAAUAAUAUAAAAAUGAUAUAUAAAUUGAUAUAUAAAAUGAAUCACAUUCCAUUUCCCCCCUUUGAUUCAUAAGAAAAUACUAAAUAUCACAAUAAUAUGCAAAGAAAUGUGAAAAUUAUCACACAAUCAGAUAUUCAAAAUUUCCUAGAGUUACUUCAAACCUAGUUUUCAUAACGUUUUGGUCUGACUUUUUUCCCCAAUUUUUUUCAAAUCAAUUUCACUGAUUUAUCCACAAAACUCUUUCCCAUUUUCUGAGGAUAUUCGAUCAGGAAGUCCCCACCUGCUUAUGACUUCUUUACACAAGAACUUGGCAACCGAUUGAGCGUCUUUUCGCUUGGUUGGACAGGCCUCCGGCCAUCGUGAAAAUCUAUCCACAACCACCAGCAUAUAUAUUUUCCCUUCAACUGGUUUUAUCAUAUCAACAAAGUCGAUAACCAACUCACACAUAGGACCUCUCGGUGUAGGAAUGUGACCAGGAAGAACAGUCACACCCCUGCGAACAUUAUUUUUCAGACAGAUUGUGCACCUGCCUAUGACAUAGUCAACCUGUUCAAGCAAAUAUGGUGCCCAAAAUCCAUACUCCUUUGUGAUCUUUCUCCUAACCUCCCCCCUUGCAACAUGAGCUAACCCAUGUGCUUCCUGAAUCAUCAGGCCUAAUAGGUCUAGAGGCGCUACUAUCAACCCCUCAUGGUUUCUCCAAAGACCAGUAGCAUCUUUGACGGCACCUCGGUCUAGCCAUAACUGUUUGUCAAUCGUAGAAGCAGCUUCCUGUAUCAAAAUCACAUCCUUCAGCGUAAUUUUGUCUUCCAAGUCCACUCCAUGAGUGACCAGAAAAACCUUCCCAAUUUGUCCGCUCCUGUGACGGCUUUUGCAGCUUCAUCAGCAGCUUUGUUCCCUUGUGUGACUUUUGACACAUCUGUUUUAUGAGCUGCACACUUAGCUAUUGCUAUCUCUUUAGGCUUCAUCAUAGCAUGCAACAAUUUCAUUAUUUGCGCAUGAUGUUGUAUCGGAGAACCAUCCGUUUUCUUAAACCCUCGACCUUUCCACACUGCUCCAAACAAAUGACACACACUAUGUGCAUAUGCAGAAUCAGUAUAUAUCGUCACUCGCUUUCCUUCUGCUAACAAACACGCUUCUGUUAGCCCCACAAGUUCAGCAAGUUGUGCGGACGCAGGCUGUGUUAUUACUUCAGCCUUUUCAACAACAAAUCCAUUUCCUUGGGCUUUAACUACUGCAUAGUUAGCACACAAUUUAUCUCCCACACGAUAACAAGACCCAUCAGUCCAAUACUCCAGGUCUGCCUCACGUAAUGGAAAGGCUUGCAAAUCUGAUCUAAGCCUCGAGUAUUUCUCUGCUUCUUGAACACAAUCAUGUGGCUCACCAUCCUCUGAAGUUGGCAAAUUCUCGGUUGGAUUCACCGUAUCACACCUCACUAGGGUGACAUCUUCCUGCUCUAAGAGCCUAUGAUAGUCUCUGAGCCUAGGCAUAGUCAAUGUAUAUUUUCCAUAGUUCAGAAGAUUUCUGAGACUAUGAUGGGUAAGAAUUGUUACUGGGUAACCCAUCGUAACAGAUGAUGCUUUGUCAUACAUUGAAUAUACUCCCACCAUUGCUCUGUAGCACAGUGGUAGCCCUAGUUCUACUUCUGAAUAGGCAGUAGAGUAGUAGGAAAUAGGUUGAGGAUUUGUCCCUGUACCUGUCGGCUGACAAAGAACUGCACAUGCAUAUUUACCUCCAGUAGAAGUAGACACAUAUAGCAAGACAUUCUUAGAGUAGUGUGAGUGCAGGUGCCUCCUGUAACCUCUGAUCGUUUCAAAUGCCACAAGGCCUUCUUGUGUCCAGGAAAGAUUGCUAUGGAGUUGUCCAUUCCCAGUGUCUUUAACCAUAGCUCUCAAAGGUCCCUACUUCAUUCACUGCUCUCAAAUCAUGAACCAUACGAUAAGUCUCAUCGGGUUUCUUCAAAGGCAACAAAGGUGUGUUACUCUGAGGAUUUUUUAUUUUCCUGAAAACACCUGCUUUCGAAAGUCCUUCAAUUUGUGGUUCAAUCCCUUGUGGAUUGCUUCAUCUUUCAAUGGAUACUGAUUCUUCCAAGGAGGUCUGGCUCCUGGUCGAAGUUCAACUUUCACCGGUUGGGCUGAUUUCACAAGUCCAAUAUCGGCACUGUGUUGAGACCACAAACCUUCUGGAACUUGUUGCAACAUCUCCUCUUUCAUAGGGUCUGAAUCCAUCUUCGCACUGCAAAUAGAUUCAUGUGUCAUCCAUACAGCUUGUUGGCUGUCCUUGUCUUUGAGCCGAAAUCAUGAUUUUGAGAAAUCGCUGAUCUUCACUCCUCCAAAUCGCCAAAUUCUCUUUCAUUGGUACAAAAACAGCUUUCUCUGCUUCUGUCAUAAUUUCUCCUAUAUGCUUCUGCUCAUAGUCUUCAGAAACCAACAAGGUCACAUGUGGCAGGUAUCGUUCUCCUGGCAUCCGCCAAACCCAGAUUCGUCCGUCGGACUGCCAGAUAGUGAAGCGUGAGUCAUCACUCCAGAGAACGCAUUUCCACUGCUCCAGAGUCCAAUGACAGCGAGCUUUACACCACUCCAGCCGACGCUUGGCAUUGUGCAUAGUGAUCUUAGGCUUGUGUGCGGCUGCUCGGUCAUGGAAACCCAUUUCAUGAAGCUCCCGAUGAACAGUUAUUGUGCUGACGUUGCUUCCAGAGGAAGUUUGGAACUCUGUAGUGAGUGUUGCAACUGAGGACAGACAAUUUUUAUGCGCUUCAGCUCUCAGCGGUCCCGUUCUGUGAGCUUGUGUGGCCUACCACUUCAGGGCUGAGCUGUUGUUGCUCCUAGACGUUUCCACUUCACAAUAACAGCACUUACAGUUGACCGGGGCAGCUCUAGCAAGGCAGAAAUUUGACAAACUGACUUGUUGGAAAUGUGGCAUCCUAUGACGGUGCCACAUUGAAAGUCACUGAGCUCUUUAGUUAUGCCAUUCUACUGCCAAUGUUUGUCUAUGGAGAUUGCAUGGCUGUGCGCUUGAUUUUAUACACCUGUCAGCAACGGAAAUAGCCAAAUCCUCUCAUUUGAAGGGGUGCCCACAUACUUUUGUAUAUAUAGUUUAUAUCUACAGAAAUAAGACAGAUCCUGCUUCUGUUGCCAGUUUGAGUGUAUGUUUAAUAGCCUACUUAUUCCGUGAGCACUAAGCCUCACGCAACCACAUGUCGAUAAACAAUUUCACAAAUUCUGCUAUUUUUUAAAUCUUUGCUAUGCUGUAAUAAAGGCUUUACGCUUUAUUUUCUUCGUUAGAACAGCCUCUGGUAUUACUUAUAUAUUUAGUGUUUACACUGUUCCAAAUUGUCAGAAAUAUUUAUUAUAAUAAUAACGCAACUUUUUCUUGAUCUCCUUGUUGUUGUUGUUAUUAUUAUUAUUAUUAUUAUUAUUGUUAUGAUCAUCAUUAUAAUAAGUCAUGUCAUUAUCAUUAGUAGGCUUAGUAUAGCAGCCUUAUAUAAUCACCAUCGAGCUGUAGGCCAAAGAGCGCAUCCUGUUUAGUCCUAAUACCGUAACUUACUUAGGCCUAUAUUUCAAUACUUAUAUAGGCUUCUGUAUCAAUCAUUCAUUCGUUCAUGUCAUCACACAGCAUACGAGUCAUUCAUGAUUUGAAAUGCAAUCCAGUCAUUUGUGUCUAAUUAUUUCAUCGUGGUCCUCUGUAGCUCAAUUGGUAGAGCAUGGCGCUUGUAACGCCAGGGUAGUGGGUUCGAUCCCCGGGACCACCCAUACGUAAAAAUUUAUGCACACAUGACUGUAAGUCGCUUUGGAUAAAAGCGUCUGCUAAAUGGCUUAUUAUUAUUAUUAUUAUUAUUAUUAUUAUUAUUAUUAUUAUUAUUAUCAAACAAUGCGCUUAAAGCAUCGGACAAGCUCAGUGCAUAUACCGUAUUUUCCGCACUAUAAGGCGCACCGAUAAGCCGCAGCAGCUAAAUUGAAUGAUAUUGAAUGAUGUGUACAUAUAUAAGCCGCACUGGACUAUAAGCCGCAGGUGUUUUAAUGUUUAAUUACCAUAUGUAAGGGUUCGUGCACAGAGGGGAUUAUCGGGAAAGAGACAAACUGUCUCGCUCUCGUAAUGUCUGUCUGUCUUGCUCUCGUUCUGUCUCUUGUUCUGUCUCUCGUACCACUCUCGGUUCCACUUUUACUUUUGCGCGCUACCUGUCUCACUCUUUUCCGGCCUCCAGCUUGUCCUGCUGGAGCCCGCCGCUUAAAGGUGGGGGGCGCGGACCGGUCAUAGAGCCCAUAGAGUUAAAGUUGGUGGACUGUAACCUGUAAAAUCCAUAGAUUUAGGAGGUCUUCUAGUGGCCGUUAGCUGUAAAAAUCCAUAGAUUAGCCGCACCGUUAUAUAAGCCGCAGGGUCGAAAAAUUGGAAAAAAGGCGCGGCUUAUAGUCCGAAAAUUACGGUAAUUGAUGCAUAGGAUGUGUUUAUACAGUGCAUUCGGAAAGUAUUCAGAUCCCUUGACUUUUUCCACAUUUUGUUACGUUACAGCCUUAUUCUAAAAUGGAUAAAAUAAAGUAAAAAUCUCAUCAAUCUACACACAUUACCCCAUAAUGACAAAGCGAAAACAGGUUUUUAGAAAUUUUUGCAAAUGUAUUCAAAAUUAACAACAGAAAUACCUUAUUUACAUAAGUAUUCAGACCCUUUGCUAUGAGACUCAAAAUUGAGCUUGUGCAUCCUGUUUCCAUUGAUCAUCCUUGAGAUGUUUCUACAACUUCAUUGGAGUCCACCUGUGGUAAAUUCAAUUGAUUGGAUAUGAUUUGGAAAGGCACACACCUGUCUAUAUAAGGUCCCACAGUUGACAGUGCAUAUCAGAGCAAAAACCAAGCCAUGAGGUCAAAGGAAUUGUCCGUAGAGCUCCGAGACAGGAUUGUGUCGAGGCACAAACCUGGGGAAGGGUACCAAAACAUUUCUGCAUUAUUGAAGGUCCCCAAGAACACAGUUCCCUCCAUCAUUCUUAAAUGGAAGAAGUUUGGAACCACCAAGACUCUUCAUAGAGCUGGCCGCCCACCCAAACUGAGCAAUCGGGGAAGAAGGGCCUUGGUCAGGGAGGUGACCAAGAACCCGAUGGUCACUCUGACAUAGCUCCAGAGUUCUUCUGUGGAGAUGGGAGAACCUUCCAGAAGGACAACCAUCUCUGCAGCACUCCACCAAUCAGGCCUUUAUGGUAGAGUGGCCAGACAGAAGCCACUCCUCAGUAAAAGGCACAUGACAGCCCACUUGGAGUUGAGACUGUAAUCACUGCCAAAUGUGCUUCAACAAAGUACUGAGUAAAUGGUCUGAAUACUUAUGUAAAUGUGAUAUUUCAAUUAUUUUUAUAAAUUUGCAAAGAUUUCUAAAAACCUGUUUUUGCUUUGUCAUUAUGGGGUAUUGUGUGUAGAUGGGGGGGGGAAACAAUUUAAUCCAUUUUAGAAUAAGGCUGUAACGUAUCAAAAUGUGGGAAAAUGUGAAAACAUACGUCUUUAUAAUUUUUUUAUUACUAAUCGAUUGGUCGAAAGAACAGACGACUCUUGGUCGACCAAGAUUUGUUUUUGUCGGGGACAGCCCUAUAUCACUGUAAUAAGUACUCCAUCUUGUCUCCUUCCUCCUGUAGUACCAGAUGGUGAUUGAGGGUAAGAUGCAUGGCUUCCUAAGGAUGUACUGGGCCAAGAAGAUCCUGGAGUGGACCUCCUCACCAGAGGGAGCGCUCUCCAUCGCCAUCUACCUCAACGACCGAUACGAGCUGGACGGGCAGGACCCCAACGGAUUUGUAGGUAAGUGACACACUGGUGGUUAGUUGGUUAAAUUCUUACCCGAAGCACCUAUUCUUUCGGUGUGUGUAAGGCCUGGUUCCAUUUCUGCACCUAUCCCCUUUCUACACCCCUUCAAUGUUCCUAGAUCUGCCAGACCUGGAUAGGUGAAGGCAAGGUUAAUUGACAGGUGUACGGGCAGACCUAACCAAUGCGUCAUCAUUGUUUCAGUGUGUCAGUUAUUUGCCCAUUGUUUGUCAAUUCCUUGUUAAAUAUACAGUAUCUAGGCCUUCCGAGUGUCGCAGUGGUCUAAGGCACUGCAUCGCAGUGCUAGCUGUGCCACUAGAGAUCCUGGUUCGAUCCAGGCUCUGUUGCAGCCGGCCGUGACCGGGAGACCCAUGGGGCGGCUGUCACGAGAAUUUUGUAUCUCAAUGUUCAAACUGAACUAUAGUCCUGAAGGUUGUAAAAGCUCCAGUUCAAUGAAUCAGACAGAGUCCCAACAUACAAGGAUCAGUAUUUAUUCAGAGAGGGCUCUGCCACAAAAUGGGCGCACAGUCUCUUUACACUCUCACACACACUCAUGUUCUUAUCAUAGCCUACUCCUUGCUCGGGCAGGCUGCAUUUUCUCUCUAUUCCCAUACAUAGUUAUCGCUGUUCUCACAAUAUCCUGCAAGCCUUUCACUCCCCCUCCCUGUGUGGGGACCUCUGUUUUUUGAAACCAGUCUCCUGUUAUUGGUUUCAACGUUUGCACUUCUACUUGCCUAAUUACAAGACACAAAUACUCUGUUGCUGGGCAAAUAUGCAUCUUAUAUAAGCACAUAUGAUUAACUCUCUAAUCUCUAGUCUUCUAAUAGUCAUACAUUUAUUAGUUUAACUGAGGGUGUGACAUUUUAGUCAUAUCUUACUCACACAUUACUUUAUCAGCGGCGCACAAUUGGCCUAGCGCCGUCCAGGGAAGGGGAGGGUUUGGCCGCCAGGGAUGUUCCUGUCAAAUCGCGCACUAGCGACUCCUGUGGCGGGCCGGGCGCAGUGCACGCUGACUAGGUCGCCAGGUGUACGGUGUUUCCUCCGGCACAUUGGUGCGGCUGGCUUCCGGGUUAAGCGGGCACUGUGUCAAGAAGCAGUGCGGCUAGGUUGGGUUGUGUUUCGGAGGACGCACAACUCUCGACCUUCGCCUCUCCCGUGUCCGUACGGGAGUUGCAGCGAUGUGACAGGACUGAAACUACCAAUUGGAUACCACGAAAUUUGAGAGAAAAAAAAGCAAAAAGCAAAACAAAAAAAAAUAUGUUACCGUUAAUCCCAGUAAUCGAGGCCUACGGUAAUUUAUGUUAAUACAUUCAAACCAUUCUCAUUCCCGAAGAGGAAAUGUUGUUUGUAAAGCUCACAAACUGCGCUACACUCAUUAGAAAUAAGUUUUGGUUUAUUUCAUUCUAUUUACCAGUUUAGUGUCAAUAUCUUAAUUGUCUUUGUUUGGCGAGCAUGUGUCCGGUUUCUCUGUCUUGUCAAGGUUUUGUGAAUGCGUGCAUACAGAAGUACCUGGCCUGUCCGCCAGGAUAGGUGUGGCUUAUUGUAGUUAAGUGUCCGUUUGGUAGGCCUGCAUUGCGAUUCUGUCCCAAAUAGAGCGAUUUUACUUGCGAUUAUAGAUCAAAACACUUAGGUAAACUGUUGGAAUCAUAGAAAUAGAAUGAUCAUUCUAAUUUUAUGGUUGGAGUACAAUGGGAACUUGCAAUGCAGUUUUGUUUGGCAUGACAACGAAUGAAAAAGUCAGGGAGGAGAUGGUUGUGACAGAGUAGGAACCAAAGUGGGUCAGUGUUUCCCAGGGGACCCUAAUUAGAUUUAAAUAGAUGGGUACAUUCAGACAUAGAUUUUAGAAUAUUCUGCGCCUUUUCAUCUGAUUUUAAGAGCAAGCUAUUCUACAAGGAAGGCCACCAAAAAUUCUGAAAUUUCCAUCCCCAACUAUAACAUUUUCCGUCUAGAUAGAACUGCCAAAGGGGGUGGAGUUGCAAUCUACUGUAGAGAGAGCCUGCAGAGCUCCAUCAUACUAUCCAGGUCUGUGCCCAAACAGUUUGAGCUUCUACUUCUAAAAAUCCACCUUUCCAGAAAUAAAUCUCUCACUGUUGCCGCUUGCUACAGACCCCCCUCAGCCCCCAGCUGUGCCCUGGACACCAUAUGUGAAUUGAUCGCCCCCCAUCUAUCCUCAGAGUUCGUACUGCUUGGUGACCUAAACUGGGAUAUGCUUAACACCCCGGCCGUCCUACAAUCUAAACUAGAUGCCCUCAGUCUCACACAAAUUAUCAACGAACCUACCAGGUACAACCCUAAAUCCGUAAACAUGGGUACCCUCAUAGAUAUCAUCCUGACUAACUUACCCUCUAAAUACACCUCUGCUGUCUUCAACCAGGAUCUCAGCGAUCACUGCCUUAUUGCCUGCGUCCGUAACGGGUCCGCGGUCAAACGACCACCCCUCAUCACUGUCAAACGCUCCCAAAAACACUUCAGCGAGCAGGCCUUCCUAAUUGACCUGGCCCAGGUAUCCUGGAUGGAUAUAGAUCUCAUUCUGUCAGUAGAGGAUGCCUGGUUGUUCUUUAAAAGUAAUUUCCUCUCAAUCUUAAAUAGACAUGCCCCAUUCAAAAAAUACAGAACUAAGAACCGAUAUAGCCCCUGGUUCUCCUCAGACUUGACUGCCCUUGACCAGCACAAAAACAUCCUGUGGCGUACUGCAUUAGCAUCAAAUAGCCCCCGCGAUAUGCAACUUUUCAGGGAAGUUAGGAACCGAUAUACACAAGCAGUUAGGAAAGCAAAGGCUAACUUUUUCAAACUGAAAUUUGCAUCCUGUAGCACUAACUCCAAAAAGUUUUGGGACACUGUAAAGUCCAUGGAAAAUAAGAGCACUUCCUCCCAGCUGCCCACUGCACUGAGGCUAGGAAACACUAUCACCACCGAUAAAUCUACAAUAAUCGAGAAUUUCAACAAGCAUUUUGCUACGGCUGGCCAUGCUUUCCACCUGGCUACCACUACCCCGGCCACCAGCUCUGCACCCUCCGCUGCAACUUACCCAUGCCCCCCCCGCUUCUCCUUCACACAAAUCCAGACAGCUGAUGUUCUAAAAGAGCUGCAAAAUCUGGACCCCUACAAAUCAGCUGGGCUAGACAAUCUGGACCCUUUCUUUCUAAAACUAGCCGCCGAAAUUGUCGCAACCCCUAUUACUAGCCUGUUCAACCUCUCUUUCGUAACGUCUGAGAUCCCCAGAGAUUGGAAAGCUGCCGCGGUCAUCCCCCUCUUCAAAGGGGGUGACACUCUAGAUCCAAACUGUUACAGACCCAUAUCCAUCCUGCCCUGCCUUUCAAAAGUUUUUGAAAGCCAAGUCAACAAACAGAUCACCGACCAUUUCGAAUCCCACCGUACCUUCUCCGCUAUGCAAUCCGGUUUCCGAGCUGGUCAUGGGUGCACUUCAGCCACGCUCAAGGUCCUAAACGAUAUUAUAACCGCGAUCGAUAAUAGACAGUACUGUGCAGCCGUUUUCAUUGACCUGGCCAAGGCUUUCGACUCUGUCAACCACCGCAUUCUUAUUGGCAGACUAAAUAGCCUUGGUUUCUCAAAUGACUGCCUCGCCUGGUUCACCAACUACUUCUCAGAUAGAGUUCAAUGUGUCAAAUCGGAGGGCCUGUUGUCUGGACCUAUGGCAGUCUCUAUGGGGGUGCCACAGGGUUCAAUUCUUGGGCCAACUAUUUUCUCUGUGUAUAUCAAUGACGUCGCUCUUGCUGCUGGUGACUCUCAGAUCCACCUCUACGCAGACGACACCAUUUUGUAUACAUCUGGCCCUUCAUUGGACACUGUGUUAACAAACCUCCAAACGAGCUUCAAUUCCAUACAACACUCCUUCAGUAGCCUCCAACUGCUCUUAAACACUAGUAAAACUAAAUGCAUGCUCUUCAACCGAACGCUGCUUGCACCCGCCCAGCCGACUAGAAUCACUACUCUAGACGGGUCUGACCUAGAGUAUGUGGACAACUACAAAUAUCUAGGUGUCUGGUUAGACUGUAAACUCUCCUUCCAGACUCACAUUAAGAAUCUCCAAUCCAAAGUUAAAUCUAGAAUCGGUUUCCUAUUUCGCAACAAAGCCUCCUUCACUCAUGCUGCCAAACAUGCCCUCGUAAAACUGACUAUCCUACCGAUCCUUGACUUCGGCGAUGUCAUUUACAAAAUAGCCUCCAACACUCUACUCAGCAAAUUGGAUGUUGUCUAUCACAGUGCCAUCCGUUUUGUCUCCAAAGCCCCAUAUAAUACCCACCACUGUGACCUGUACGCUCUUGUUGGCUGGUCCUCACUACAUAUUCGUCGCCAAACCCACUGGCUCCAGGCCAUCUAUAAAUCACUGCUAGGCAAAUCCCCACCUUAUCUUAGCUCAUUGGUCACCAUAGCAACACCCACCCGUAGUCUGCGCUCCAGCGGGUAUAUCUCACUGGUCAUCCCCAAAGCCAACACCUCCUUUGGCCGCAAUUCCUUCCAGUUCUCUGCUGUCAAUGACUGGAACAAAUUGCAAAAAUCUCUGAAGCUGGAGACACUUAUCUCCCUCACUAACUUUAAGCAUCAGUUGUCAGAGCACCUUACCGAUCACUGCACCUGUACACAGCCCAUCUGAAAUUAGCCCGCCCAACUACCUCAUCCCUAUAUUGUUAUUUAUUUUUGCUCAUUUGUACCCCAGUAUCUCUAUUUGCACAUAAUCUCUUGCACAUCAUUCCAGUGUUAAUACUAAAUUGUAAUUAUUUUGCACUAUAGCCUAUUUUAUUGCCUUACCUCCAUAACUUGCUAAAUUUGCACACUGUAUAUUAUAUGUAUUUCUGUGGUAUUUUUGACUUUGUUUUGUUUUACCCCAUAUGUAACUCUGUGUUGUUGUUUUUAUCGCACUGCUUUGAUUUAUCUUGGCCAGGUCGCAGUUGUAAAUGAGAACUUGUUCUCAACUGGUUUACCUGGUUAAAUAAAGGUGAAAUAAAAUAAAAUAAAAUAAAAACAAUGCUGAUUUACUCCACCACUUUUACCGGGCUGUAUUAGCGCAAAAGUUUGCUAGCAAGAGUUUCCCCUAUCUCAGUGGAUUUAGCUAGCCAGUUAGCUAGCGAUUAGCAUUGGGGGCUAACAAAAAAUAAAUUGGGCGCUUUUGCAGCUUGCUAAGACCCACCAACUAGCAUUUUGCAGAGAGAAAGUUACACAAACAUAUAUACACUGAGUGUACAAAAUAUUAAGAACACCUGCUCUUUCCAUGACAGACUGACCAGUUGAAUCCAGGUGAACGCAAUGAUCCCUUAUUGAUGUCACUUGUUAAAUCCACUUCAAUUAGUGUAGAUGAAGGGGAGGAGACCGGUUAAAGAAGGACUUUUAAGCCUUGAGACAAUUGAGAAAUUGAUUAUGUACAGUGAGGGAAAAAAGUAUUUGAUCCCCUGCUGAUUUUGUACGUUUGCCCACUGACAAAGAAAUGAUCAGUCUAUAAUUUUAAUGGUAGGUUUAUUUGAACAGUGAGACACAGAAUAACAACAACAAAAAUCCAGAAAAACACAUGUAAAAAAUGUUAUAAAUUGAUUUGCAUUUUGAUGAGGGAAAUAAGUAUUUGACCCCCUCUCAAUCAGAAAGAUUUCUGGCUCCCAGGUGUCUUUUAUACAGCUAACGAGCUGAGAUUAGGAGCACACUCUUAAAGGGAGUGCUCCUAAUCUCAGCUUGUUACCUGUAUAAAAGACACCUGUCCACAGAAGCAAUCAAUCAAUCAUAUUCCAAACUCUCCACCAUUCCCAAGACCAAAGAGCUCUCCAAGGAUGUCAGGGACAAGAUUGUAGACCUACACAAGGCUGGAAUGGGCUACAAGACCAUCACCAAGCAGCUUGGUGAGAAGGUGACAACAGUUGGUGCGAUUAUUCGCAAAUGGAAGAAACACAAAAUAACUGUCAAUCUCCCUCGGCCUGGGGCUCCAUGCAAGAUCUCACCUUGGGGAGUUGCAAUGAUCAUGAGAACGGUGAGGAAUCAGCCCAGAACUACACGGGAGGAUCUUGUCAAUGAUCUCAAGGCAGCUGGGACCAUAGUCACCAAGAAAACAAUUUUGGUAACACACUACGCCCUGAAGGACUGAAAUCCUGCAGCGCCCGCAAGGUCCCCUUGAUCAAGAAAGCACAUAUACAGGGCCGUCUGAAGUUUGCCAAUGAACAUCUGAAUGAUUCAGAGGAGAACUGGGUGAAAGUGUUGUGGUCAGAUGAGACCAAAAUCGAGAUCUUUGGCAUCAACUCAACUCGCCGUGUUUGGAGGAGGAGGAAUGCUGCCUAUGACCCCAAGAACACCAUCCCCACCGUCAAACAUGGAGGUGGAAACAUUAUGCUUUGGGGGUGUUUUUCUGCUAAGGGGACAGGACAACUUCACCACAUCAAAGGGACGAUGGACGGGGCCAUGUGCCGUCAAAUUUUGGGUGAGAACCUCCUUCCCUCAGCCAGGGCAUUGAAAAUGGGUCGUGGAUGGGUAUUCCAGCAUGACAAUGACCCAAAACACACGGCCAAGGCAACAAAGGAGUGGCUCAAGAAUAAGCACAUCAAGGUCAUGGCGUGGCCUAGCCAGUCUCCAGACCUUAAUCCCAUAGAAAAUCUGUGGAGGGAGCUGAAGGUUCGAGUUGCCAAACGUCAGCCUCAAAACCUUAAUGACUUGGAGAAGAUCUGCAAAGAGGAGUGGAACAAAAUCCCUCCUGAGAUGUGUGCAAACCUGGUGGCCAACUACAAGAAACUUCUGACCUCUGUGAUUGCCAACAAGGGUUUUGCCACCAAGUACUAAGUCAUGUUUUGCAGAGGGGUCAAAUACUUAUUUCCCUCAUUAAAAUGCAAAUCAAUUUAUAACACCCAGCCAACUUGACACAACUAUGGGAAGCAUUGGAGUCAACUUGGGACAGCAUCCCUAUGGAACGCUUUCGACACCUUGUAGAGUCCAUGCCCCGACGAAUUGAGGGCAACUCAAUAUUAGGAAGGUGUUCUUAAUGUUUUGUACACUCGGUGUAGAGAACGUGGAUUUAAAUUAAGAAGCAAAGUGGAAAGCUACGUCGUUCUUGUUUGGAAAAAUCAGUUGACUGCAUGCUGUUGUUUGGUCAAUGCAUGCAGAGUGAAUCUGCAACUCAAGGAACUGCCUGCUUGAGUGACUGGGCGGGGCUUGCUGUGUGUGGGAUUGGGAAGCGGCCUAAAGAGGAGAGAUGGAGAGGGAACUCUGUCAACUCAAGUAAUAAAUCAAAAGUAAAAGAAACGGCCGUUUAACGGCUAAGUGGCGUUUCAAAAUAUUGCAGACUCUUUCGAUUUAUUGGUAUUGCGUAUGUCAAUAUCGCAAUUUUGAUUAAUUGUGCAGCUCUACCGUUUGGGUAUGUUCUUUUGGUUUUGGGGAGGCUGCAUCUGAGCCUAGUAGACCUCACCUGCGCUUUCUGGUUAAGACAGGUUUUGCCUGAUAAGAGUUUUUUGUCUUUUGAAUACUGACAUUUGGAAGUCAGACCUUUUCUAAAUAUAUCAACUUGUACAUUUAUCACCGUCAUCACCAGCACUGUGUAAAUAAAACCAACAAUCCAUUUGCACCUCUACCUGCUUGCCUCGUGCUGAAUCUUUGUUCUUACGACUGCUACCAUGUCUAUUCUACACUGAUGAAUUUGUUUUCCCCCCAACCCUCUCUACCUCUCUGUAGGUUGUAUGUGGUCCAUAUGUGGGAUACAUGACCAGGGCUGGGCCGAGAGACCCAUCUUCGGAAAGAUACGGUACAUGAACUACAAAGGCUGCACCCGCAAGUUUGACGUGGCACAGUUCGAGAGGAAGUACUGCCCCAAAGACCUGUAAUGAAAAUGGGAGCAGAGGCAAGUUGUGCAAGGAUGGGGAAGAAAGCCAUAAUCUCCCAUACCUGGGUCAUAUUCGUAAGGGCAAAACGUAGCAAAAUGUUGUUCAAUGCAAAAAAACGAAAAUAAGUAUUUCUUAUUACACAUUCAGGUGAUCCCUCUGUUUCAGUCUGUUUUGUUUGGUUUGGUGCCUUGUGAAUACGACCCUGUUCUCCAACCUACUCCACAGACUUUAAGAUGGGGUGAAGUUCAGUACGGCACAUUCAAAAAUAUAUAUAUACACUACCGUUCAAAA